AUGGCUCCAAGCAGAGAACCAAAUUGUUCAGGGAAUUUGUCAACUGGCUCUGCAACCGAAAAUUUUCAAAAAGAUGCAGCCGAAGCUUGGGGCAUCGACGAAGAUGUGUUGUCAAAUGACGAGUCAAAAAAUUCAAACUAUAGCGAUGAAUUGGAUUUCAGCAGAUACGCCAGUAUUGAUUAUUUAAACUUGCCGCAACCAUCAGCGCCACCAAAUCGUACCAAUGUAAAAGGCGACAUAAAUUCCUUAUCUUCUCCUCUCCAUUCGCUAGCAACCAGACAAAGAGUAGAUACGUUUCGGCGCUUGCUGGAGCUGUCCCAUACAUCAUCAGAUGGAAUGGUUCCAGAACUCCAGCGCCACAUGAACCCGAUCAAUAGUUCCACUGAGAAAAAUGCCGAAAUUUCAGAGUACCCCACUUGCCCUUCAACUCAAGCAAUCGAUGAUGCUCUAACCCCGGUGAACAAGCCUCCUGUCCAACCGCAUGCCUUUCCCAACGAAAACUCUCCAAUCCUUGGUAGCUCUCCGAUUCCAAUUAUUAAUGGGUAUCCCCAGACACCCGAUGAUCUGAAAAUCGAUUCUCCAUACAAUCAAGAUUUCUUGCUUGAAGAUACAAGAGCUGUUAUGCAGAGACAUUCUGAUUCAUUUUUAGAAGAAAUGCCAAAACUCUGGCCUUGUUCAAAAAGUAGUAAUAGCGAUGAUGUAAUCUUUGAUGAAAAAACCUUUGGAAAUGGUGACGAGGGAGAGGCUGAUGAAUUGCUAAGCGACUAUGAUGAUAACCUUACAAAACAUGAUACAAAAAUUCCAGCUUAUCAUCAAUUAAAUGCUGGUGAAAGCGCUUUAGGUGAAUUGAUUUCUGAUCUUUCUUUGCUAAGCUGUGAAGGAAAAGUUUCCGAGGAUGGGAAAUGCGCUGAGAUUGGGAAAUCAGCCGACGGUAAGAAAGCUGUUGAGGUUCAGAAACCGGCAGAGGAUAUAAAAGUUGUUGAGAUUGAGAAAGAGCCAGCUUUAUCUGUAGUUUCCGAGAAAAUAUGCUAUGAUGAUCACAUUCCCUUCUCACUUGAAAGUACACCUAUUGAUACUUCUUUAAUGAAGGACCGUAUUUUUUCAUCUGCAAACAAAAAUCAUCAAGACGAUAGCUCCGAAAUGCAGUCUUUUCCAGAUGAAAGUACCUCUUUUGAGGAUGAUCCAUUUGUGAUGAAAAAACAAUCUCCUUUUCCUCUUCUCGAAUCUGACAAAGCAUUGAGCUCUUUUGAGAUGGCACCUAAAAUUGCAGUUCCCGAAAAAAAUUCCCCCAUCACUACCAUAGACAAAAGUCACCCCUGUUCAAUAGACGGAAAUCUUGAUCCACAAACUAACUCUUCUCAAAAUGAUGCAAAACUUAUACCAACCGAUCCAAACGACCACUCAAGCACCGGUGUUCCACUUGACUUCUUGAUAUCAGAAUCAUCAAAUGGAGAUUGGCUAUCGCGAUUUUUGGAUGGAAACCAAGGGGUUUCAGACACACCAUCCAACACUCCUGAUGUGGAUGCGUCUGUGGUUCUUGAAAAAGAGGCUGGUCAUGGUUUAUCGCAUGGAAAUGCUUACCCUCCCCAAGUUGGCGACCAAGAUCCAUUAUCUUCUGUAAGGGAGCAGAUUUUUUUCGAUGAUUCAUUUAAAUCUAUCGAUACUUCAUCCUGUGACGAUGUCUCUUCUUGUGAGGUUGCUUCAAAUGGCGAAGAUGACUAUAGACUUGAAAAUGACACUCUUUCUUACGCCUCAGAUUCUGGCUCAGAGUCACAAGGACUUAUUGACGUUUCACGAGUCCACCCAUGCAUCUCUUUUUCUUGGUCGCAGGAUGGGAAGGCAGUGGGUGCUGUUUCGUUUCCAUAUCCACAAAUAAGAGUUGUCAAAGACCUUUCUGCAAAUGUGUUUUUCAAAGCAAUUCUUUACAGGGCAGGCUCUACACACGCAUUUAGUCGUCUUUGCCUAAAAAAGGACCCAAAUUGGGAGAAAAAUUACUUUUCAACUCAAGGAUUUUUAUUGUGCGCCACACAUCCAGAUCCCUCCGAAAAUGAGCUCUUAUGUGAAGAGAUUCUUCUGUCAGACUCGGAAAUUCAAUUGACUAAGCUUUCAGAUUCUCUAUGCUUUUUUAUGGAAAGUCAAUUUAAAACAGACAACACGUUGUUCCAUUUUGAGCGUCGUUUAUUUUGCGCAUUUCUCCAAUCUCUUUUAAACCUGCAAAAGCAACCGCAAGAAGAUACAGAUUCCAAUCGCUCGAAAGAUUCACCUCUUCCCCCGUUGAUUAGACAUCUUGCCGAUCAACUGCGCAACGGCAUUAUGCAAGCAAUCGAUUGCGAAAAUGGCGGCAGUGUGACCGAAUUGGAGACCCUUAAUCGACUUUUACUAUUUGAGAAGCAAGAAAAUGGGGACUCUGGCGAAGAACCGUUGGUUGAUGAUCAGAUAGAGCUUUUGAGGUACUGCCUGGAUAGACCGGUCCUUCUUGUGUUGUUUGGCUCUUCGUCUUCCGCAGCUAGAUCUUCGUCUUUUAUUUCACAAAUCGGUUCACUUAUCAAGGAGCAGUUUCCAAGCCUUGAAGUCGAUGAUUGGAUAGUGGACCCUGGAAUCGGAAUUGAGGGUGAUUCAAAAUACCAUAAAUCGGCACGUGCUCCUUUCCUUGAGCUCGUAUUUAGGGCAUAUCUUAUUUACGAUCAAUGUAAUUUGGGUGUGCAAUGGCUAAAGAGAGCAACGCUCCGAGACCCGGGCUACCUUGUCCAAAGAUGGCCAUAUUUGCUUUUACAUGCGCUGCAAAUUCGCCCUCCAAAUGGAAACCCCUCUCUUUAUUUGAUGCUAGCAAAGACCUUUCUAGAGGUCAAACUUGCUUGGGCGAGUCAACUAUCAUUUACACUGGCAAUUUGGGCAGAAGAAUCUCCUCCAAAAAACACAAUUCCUAUCGUCCUAUUCCACGACAGCGUAAUCAACUCGAAUGUUUCGCUUCAUCUUCAAUGGCUGCGUUCGUAUGCGGCGUGUGUAUUCCUUCAGGCUGCUCUGAGCCCCUUUAAAAUAACUUUGAAAGAAACGCUUGAAAAAAAGAGGAAUAUCAUUGCCUCCAAAUGGUCAGAAUUCACCUCAAAAUAUACUUAUCGCUUUGGGAAAGAAGGCGUUCCAACCAACCCAUCAUGUGCAAACGAAGAAGCACCCUACAAGAGGACCGCUACAGAUCAUCUCCCUGGCGCCUCAAUAAUUGGGCCUGGUGUGACACCUCUUGUCCCUGCAAUGGACGAAAAAUCAUUGGUUCAACCAAUAAUUCCAGCAAUGAUCCCGAUGACCCAACCUCCCCGAUUUCCGGCGACCAACUCGUUCAUUCCUCCCCCAAUUUUGGAAAAUUACAGAAAUGGUCCACCCACUUGUUUGGAUGGCCUAACUUUAGCCAGUAACGAAGGUGCUUCUGUAGCUUCAGAACUUGCCACAGAAAAUAAGUUUAGGAUAGCACCGGAGCCUACGGCUGCUUCUGAACCAUUAUUUGGAAAAGAUCACAUGCACCUUUUUGGAGGUGAACCGAAAGUUGCGUUUGAAAAGAUGCAGGUUGAAACUUCUGAAGGCAGACAAAGUCCAUCCGCAGAAAAUGGUGUGUCAGCGAGACCAGUAGAGGAAAAUGAAAGCCAAAGCCUCGAUGGGGAAGAUCCAACUUUUGAGAUUACCAAAAAUACGUUUCAAUCGAAUUCUUCUCUGCUUGAGUCCAUUAAAAGCUUCUUUUCAUCUACUUCCCUGGGGGAGCGAGGUGGGUCCCGUAAGGUGCGGGCAGAUCUUGGCUCGGCAAAUCAACUUGUCUUUGACAAGGAGCUUGGUCAAUGGAUUAACCCAAAGCAUCCUCGCCCAGAGCCCAAAAAGAUAAAACCGCCCCCAUCUGCAGCUUCUGUGAACCUUUCCCAACAGCAUGCAUCGCAUGUUGCUAACGAGCCUCAACAAGUUGAGCAAAAAGACAUAACAACCCCCUUUACACAAUCAAAGUUGGCUUUGAAGCCCCAGCCAGAACGUUCAUCGCCACUUUCCUUAAACGCCUCUUUAACGAGUUCUUCAACCAUUUCAGCUCCAGUUAUUACAAAUAGUUCUAUGCAAGCACCUAUGGAUACCAUACAAACCAUGCCUCAGGAUCAGGGACAAUAUGGGAUGCAUAGCACUAUUGCCAAUUUUGAUGUCAGCAGCAGCGAGCUUCAAACGUCCAUGGCCAUCACUGGCAGCUCCGUUGUUAGGAAAGCUGGUUCUCAAAGGAAAAAAUAUGUUGAUCCAUUCAACCUUACAACGCCAACGACCUAA
Messenger RNA from Mitosporidium daphniae, 4290 nucleotides. RefSeq lists its product as uncharacterized. The record is from RefSeq and is a predicted model, not a curated record. The transcript has a single exon. Bases 1 to 4290 code for a protein of 1429 amino acids. Lineage: Eukaryota; Fungi; Microsporidia.